CUCAGUUGAUAUAUUUAAAUUAUAAAUAUAAUUUAUGGUGUGACUCGAAAUCUUUUAGCGAGAGUUUAUGAUCUUCAAGGCUUCUGCGUUUCAGGUAUGAAACUUUUGACAUUAAUGGUUUCGGAUUACUUUCCACAAAAGAAUUGUAACUAAAUUUCAAGAUCCGUUUUUUCCCAAACUAUAUAAAUUUUUUUUUAUUUAAGUAUAUCAUAUUUGCUUUGUAAAAAAAAAAAUUAUAUUCAUGUAUCAGUUCCAUAAAAAUUGGCCUACAGAUUCUUAUCAUUUAUUUCACAAUUUCAUGAAAUAAUUUUUUUAUCACUUUAAAUUUAAACUUAAUAAGUUAUCAUUCAGACCUCGUAGCUAUUAAUCACCAAUUAACUUUUAGAUAACUUUAUGCGAGAUGUUCCACUUGAGAUGUUUAUUUGGUCUUGACUGUAAUAAUUGACCCAACUAAAAAAUUUCAUUUAAGUUUCGAACGCAGUUGCUUUGAGAGUCAGUUGAUGAUGCUACAUCUGCUGUAUAAAGUAACGGAUCUUAAUAGUUUUUCGACAAUACAUCAUUUUUAUCUUAAUGCCAUUAAUAGAAAUAGUAAAUAUUGAUAAAUUUUUUUUCAAUAACUCGGUUCGAUUAUCAGAAUCUAGUAGGUAAAUUAUAUUUAUAUAAAAUAAUAUUUACAAGAGUUAUUACACAAUCAACUACUUUUAAAUUUAACACGAAUUGCCAACGAGUGUUUGGAGGAACGAUUGUUUGUUAAAACAUGACACCGCAUUUGAUGUUUGAUUAACACAUUUAAUAAUGUCCUUGUAUUUACCUUUUUUUAUAUAUUACAGAUGAUUUUUAAAAUAAUUGGGUGCAGUAAUUUGUAAGUAAAGUGUAAAUUUGUUGUUUCUUUAAUAAAAAAAUUAAUAAAAUUGUAAAAUGGAUUCAAAAGUUGAUAUUGAAAAGAAAAAACAUCCGCGAGAAGGUGUUAAUCCAUUGAAUGCUUUAACAUUUGUAUGGAUUCUGAAAAUCUUUUGGAAAGGAUACAAGCGAGAUUUGGAAAUCGAAGAUCUUUUCAGGCCUUUGAAAGAACACAAGAGUAGUGUAUUGGGUGAUAAAUUAGCAGCAGCAUGGGAAAAAGAAUUGGAAAAUUACAAUACAGAUGAAGAAUCCGUAAGAUUGGAUAGUGAUUGUGAAGUAAAGCAUAAAGAAAUGAAAACACCUAGUUUACAAAAAGCGUUGAUUAAAGUUUUUGGUGCUCGCAUUGCUCUUUAUGGAGUUGCCUUGGCAAUUAUGGAACUUGUUUUACGAAUGCUACAGCCAGUAGCUUUAGCGCGACUUCUUCGUUUUUUCACAACAUCAGAGAUAAGCAAAACAGAGGCAUUUCUGUACGGUGGUGGCGUAAUACUGUGCUCGGCAAUAAAUAUAUUCGUAGCUCAUCCUUCAAUGCUGGCAAUUUUUCACAUGGGUAUGAAAAUGCGCUUAGCGUGUUGCUCACUAAUUUACCGAAAAUCAUUGAAACUAUCGAGAACAGCUUUGGGAGAGACGACAGUUGGACAAGCAGUUAAUCUUUUGUCCAACGACGUCAGUAGAUUUGACUAUGCUGUGAUAUUCAUUCACUAUUUAUGGAUAGGGCCUGUUGCGACAAUAAUCGUUACCUACUUGAUGUACCUAGAAGUUGGAGUAGCCGCGAUAAUUGGCGUAGCUUCGCUGUUAAUAUUUAUACCAGUUCAAGGAUGGCUCGGAAAACAAUCAUCAACGUUACGUUUACGUACGGCAAAACGCACUGAUGAAAGAAUUCAUUUAACUAAUGAAAUAGUGAGUGGUAUCCAAGCAAUAAAAAUGUAUGCAUGGGAACACCCGUUUAGUGAUCUUAUUAAAAAUGUUCGUAAAAAAGAAAUGCGCGUUAUAAGAUAUGCAUCUUUUCUUCGAGGAGUUACCAUGUCUUUCAUGAUGUUUGUUACACGAUUAUCAUUAUUCUUUACAAUAUUGGCUUGUGUCUUAUCUGAAAAAAAAAUAACUGCUGAAAUGGUUUUCAUGGUAGCGGCAUACUAUAAUAUUUUACGUCAAAUUAUGACGGUAUUUUUUCCUAUAGGUAUCACACAAGUUGCCGAGGCUUUAGUAUCAGUAAAACGUCUUGAAAAAUUUUUGACGUAUGAUGAAAUUGAGAUAAAUAAUAAUCAUGAUGAUGAUGAUGAUAAUAAUAAUGGAAACAAUAAAGAUUUGAAUAGAAACAAUGAUAUAGAAGAUGAUGGAAACGAUAAAUUAAAAACUAAUAAUGAUGAAGGUUCUAUGAGGUUUUACAAUGUUCAUGCUAAAUGGUUGGACUCUGAUCACGAAGAUACAUUGAAAAGAAUCAAUAUACAUAUUGAACCAGGUCAAUUAGUGGCUGUAGUUGGGCAAGUUGGUUCGGGUAAAACAAGCUUACUCAAUGCUAUUCUCAAAGAGCUUCCAGCGCACACGGGAAGUAUUGAUGUAGGUGGUAAAAUAGCUUACGCGAGUCAAGAACCCUGGUUAUUCGCUGGUUCAGUAAGGCAGAAUAUACUCUUUGGGCGUCCAUGGGAUGCUGGAAAGUACGAUAAAGUUGUCAAAGUAUGUCAGCUGAAACGAGAUUUUUCACUAUUCCCAUAUGGUGACAAGACUAUUGUCGGUGAACGCGGUGUAAGUUUAUCUGGUGGACAGAGAGCGCGUAUCAAUUUAGCGCGGGCUGUUUACUCGGAUGCACCGAUAUUUUUACUAGACGACCCACUGAGUGCAGUAGACGCGCAUGUGGGUAAACAUAUGUUCGAAGAGUGUAUUGAAAAGUACUUGAAUGGAAAAACAAGAAUACUUGUGACACAUCAGAUACAAUUUUUAAGCAAUGUUGAAAAGAUAAUUGUCAUGAAGGAUGGUGCUAUUAUUGCUGAAGGCAGUUACAAUAAACUCGUGGAGAUGGGGGUUGACUUCGGUCGUUUACUUGAUUCAGCACCAAAAGAAGAGACUGAAGAAACUUUAUUGAUGUCGACCAGCCGUAGUAAUUCACGAAAUACAAGUAUUGCAUCACUUAUUUCAUCUAAGGCUAAUGUAGCUGAGUGCAAUAAGUUUGAACCGGAAGAAGUUGCCGAGACACGGAGCCGUGGAUCGAUAGGGGGACAUAUGUACGCAUCUUAUUUCAAGGCAGGAGGUAACUGUUGCGUUCUUUUUAUCCUAACGUUAUUGUUCAUUGUUGCUCAAGCGUUUGCAAGUGUUGGAGAUUUUUUCGUUGCAUUUUGGGUUAAUCUAGAACAGGGAAAUAGGAAUAAUUUUACCUUCAGUAAUCUACUACAUCCUACGAACCACACGUCCAGUUUUUCAGAUCAAGAUAGAUAUGUUUGCAUAUAUAUUUUCACAGGUUUAAUAGUUUUGACAGUUGUAAUGUCAUUCAUUCGAUCAUUUGCAUUUUUUGAAGUGUGUGUACGUGCGUCUAAACGUUUACAUGACAAAAUGUUUCGUAGUAUUUGCCACGCACCAAUGCGAUUUUUCAAUACUAAUUCUUCAGGACGGGUAUUGAAUCGGUUUUCUCAGGACAUAGGCGCCAUUGAUGAGUUACUGCCUAUAGCCAUGAUUGAUUGUGUACAAAUAACUUUAGCACUGACUGGCAUAAUUGUUGUUGUGAGUGUUUCUAAUGUAUGGUUACUAUUACCGACAUUUAUUAUUUGCACUAUAUUUUACGUUUUACGAGUAAUUUAUAUAUCAACAAGUCGUAGCAUUAAACGACUCGAAGGUAUAACAAGAUCACCGGUAUUUAAUCACUUGGGUGCAACAUUACAGGGUCUACCGACAAUACGUUCGUUUAAUGCAGAAGAAAUACUUACUAAAGAAUUUGAUCAUCAUCAGGAUCUCCACUCUUCCGCGUGGUAUAUUUACAUAGCAUCAUCACGCGCAUUCGGUUUUUGGCUCGAUAUUUUUUGUCUUAUCUAUAUUGCCUGUGUAACAAUGAGCUUUUUGCUCCUAUCUGAUGAUGAGCAUAAAACGUUUAAAGGUGGUAAUGUUGGUCUAGCAAUCACUCAGAGUAUAGGAUUAACGGGAAUGUUUCAGUGGGGUAUGAGACAGAGUGCUGAAGUGGAGAAUCAAAUGACUUCGGUGGAGCGUGUGCUUGAGUAUACCAAUAUUGAGAGUGAACCAGCACUCGAGAGUUUGCCGGAAAAAAAACCUAAAGAUGACUGGCCGUCGAGAGGUAAAGUCGAAUUUAAACGCGUUUACUUGGCUUAUUCCCCAUUAGAACCACCGGUACUCAGGAAUCUCAACUUUACUAUUGAGCCAUGUGAAAAAAUAGGAAUUGUUGGACGCACUGGAGCAGGAAAAUCUUCCCUAAUAGCUGCCUUAUUCCGGCUUGCUGAAAUUGAGGGUAACAUUGAGAUUGAUGGUGUAGAUACCGGUGAAAUCGGACUCCACGAUUUUCGCGCCAAGAUAAGCAUAAUUCCACAAGAGCCUUUCUUGUUCUCUGGUACAUUGAGAAGAAAUCUUGAUCCCUUCGAACAGUAUCCAGACAGUAUACUGUGGUCGGCAUUAGAAGAUGUUGAACUUAAAGAAAUGGGUCUUGAGGGCCACGUUAAUGAAGGUGGUACUAAUUUGAGUGUAGGACAACGGCAGUUAGUUUGUCUUGCUCGUGCUAUUGUUAGAAAUAAUAAAGUUCUUGUACUCGAUGAAGCCACCGCUAACGUUGAUCCACGGACGGAUGAAUUUAUCCAGAAGGCUAUUAGACGUAAAUUUGCCGAUUGCACCGUUCUUACAAUUGCCCAUCGACUCAAUACUGUUAUGGACAGCGACAGAAUAUUGGUCAUGGAUGCCGGUUCUGCUGUGGAAUUUGAUCACCCAUAUAAUCUACUGCGAAAUGAAUAUGGAUUUUUAUCCAACAUGGUAAAGGAAACUGGUGAAACAAUGAUAGAAGCUCUCAAAAAUGUGGCUCAACAAAAUUAUGAACUCCAUCAUCCAUCCUCGAUGAUAACAUUUUAGUAGGGCAAAGUACCCGAUCGUCAAGCCCUUAUCGUUAUCCAGCUUCUCUUUUAUAUUUUAUUAGAAAAUAUAUUUUACGACUGACAAUUCUGUUAUUAAUUUUUUUACCGACAAUAUAGAUUUAUCCCCAACUCAAUCAUCAUGGAUUAGUUGAAUUUUUAAAAUGUAAAUUUACAACGAGUUGACGACGGGUAAUUUGUUGUAAAUUUCCAUAUUUUCAGUUUUUUUUUCUUUUAUAAUAAGCAUCAAAAUGGAAUUAUGUGAAGGGUAAUUAUUUUAGCAUACGAGUUUUAGAAAAAAUUCUAAGCG
This is a messenger RNA of Microplitis demolitor, 5262 nucleotides long. Its product is annotated as probable multidrug resistance-associated protein lethal(2)03659. The record is from RefSeq and is a predicted model, not a curated record. Gene Ontology annotation, molecular function: ATP hydrolysis activity; ATP binding; ABC-type transporter activity. The coding region runs from base 919 to 4953 and encodes 1344 amino acids. Gene Ontology annotation, cellular component: membrane. The transcript is spliced from 4 exons. Gene Ontology annotation, biological process: transmembrane transport. Lineage: Eukaryota; Metazoa; Arthropoda; Insecta; Hymenoptera; Braconidae.